GCUUCCCAUUAGCUCUCGCGUGGCUUUGUGUUGGUCGCUGCUUCCAAGAUGGCGGAUCGCCUCACUCAGCUGCAAGACGCCGUCAAUUCGCUUGCAGAUCAGUUUUGUAAUGCUAUUGGAGUACUUCAGCAGUGUGCCCCACCAGCAUCGUUCAGCAGUAUACAAACUGCAAUAAACAAGGAUCAACCUACUAAUCCUACAGAAGAAUAUGCCCAACUCUUUGCUGCACUGAUUGCAAGAACUGCUAAGGAUAUUGAUGUUUUAAUAGAUUCCUUGCCCAGUGAAGAAUCAACAGCCACAUUACAGGCAGCUAGCCUGUAUCGCUUGGAGGAAGAGAACCAUGAGGCAGCCGCACGUCUUGAAGAGGUAGUUUAUCGUGGGGAUAUGCUAUUGGAAAAAAUUCAGACUGCGUUAGCUGACAUUGCUCAAUCACAGCUGAAGACAAGAAGUGGCACUCAUAGUCAAACAAUUCAAGACUAACAGCAGCAAGUAGCCAAGCCCUGAAACAAAAUGUGAACCUUUGCGAAAUGGAGGCAAGGGAUUGGGUGGACAAAGAAACCCAAACCAUGCAUCACUGAAGACCCUGAAAGAUUUCUGCUGCCAUGUUUAAGAGAGAAACUAUACUAAGAAGUGUCGUCCUUUCAUAUCGUACUGUACUGGAGUGAGAAACAAUUACAAAUUAAACAGUUCUGGAAUUUUAUUUUGCAGUUAUUUUUGUUAAGACCAAGCCCUGAAUUCCACUACUUUUUCAGUAGGUCAGAAUUUCUCACCCGGCAGUCUUGUAGAGUCACAAUAAAAUGCUUCAGGUAAGGAA
Molecule: messenger RNA, 814 nt
Organism: Anolis sagrei ordinatus
Lineage: Eukaryota; Metazoa; Chordata; Lepidosauria; Squamata; Anolidae
Gene: MED21
Product: mediator complex subunit 21
Biological process (GO): regulation of transcription by RNA polymerase II
Cellular component (GO): mediator complex
Molecular function (GO): transcription coregulator activity
Source: RefSeq, a predicted model, not a curated record